This is a messenger RNA of Drosophila nasuta, 2338 nucleotides long. RefSeq names its product 1,4-alpha-glucan-branching enzyme (gene AGBE). Gene Ontology annotation, biological process: glycogen biosynthetic process. Gene Ontology annotation, cellular component: cytoplasm. The transcript is spliced from 4 exons. The record is from RefSeq and is a predicted model, not a curated record. The coding region runs from base 104 to 2176 and encodes 690 amino acids. Gene Ontology annotation, molecular function: hydrolase activity, hydrolyzing O-glycosyl compounds; 1,4-alpha-glucan branching enzyme activity; cation binding. Lineage: Eukaryota; Metazoa; Arthropoda; Insecta; Diptera; Drosophilidae.
GGCAGUUGUCAUUUUGCAAGCAGCGCCGGCGGGUGCGCGAGUUGUUCUUUUCCUUGAGUUGAGUUAAUUUCUGGUAUAGAUUCAUUUCAUAGCGGCUUGCGACAUGGGCGAUGCAAUGCAGGUGGAGGUUAAGGACAUCGAUAAGCUGUUCGAAUUGGAUGGCUACCUAAAACCCUUUGAGCGUGAGAUACGCCGCCGACAUGGCGUUCUUAAGGAUUGGAUUAACAAGAUUGAUCAAUGCGAGGGUGGCAUAGAUGAAUUCACCCAGGGCUACAAUUACUAUGGCCUGCACUUUCAGCCGGACAAUUCGGUGAUUGCACGCGAGUGGGCGCCGGGAGCAAGAGACGUUUAUUUGACUGGGGAUUUUAACAAUUGGCAUUGGGAAUCGCAUCCGUUCAAGAAACUGCCUUUUGGCAAGUGGGAACUGCAUUUGCCUGCCAAUGCAGAUGGCAGUCCGCCCAUCAAGCAUUUGAGCGAAAUUAAGGUGAUUAUACGCAACCAACAUGGUCAGCUGCUGGAUCGUCUGUCACCCUGGGCCAAAUAUGUGGUGCAACCACCCAAGGAGGCGAAUCAAGGCGUCAACUAUAAGCAAUAUGUUUGGCAGCCGCCGGCCGGCGAACGCUAUCAGCGUCAGCAUGGCCGUCCAGCCAGGCCCAAGUCUCUCAGGAUCUACGAAUGCCAUGUGGGAAUUGCUUCGCAAGAGCCUCGUGUGGGCAGCUACGAUGAGUUUGCCGAUCGCAUUGUGCCACGUAUCAAACGGCAGGGCUACAACUGUAUCCAAGUGAUGGCUAUUAUGGAGCAUGCCUACUAUGCCAGCUUUGGCUAUCAAGUGACCAGUUUCUUUGCUGCAUCCAGUCGCUAUGGUAAUCCAGAGCAACUGAAACGCAUGAUCGAUGUGGCCCAUGCCCAGGGAUUGUAUGUGCUGCUCGAUGUGGUGCAUUCGCAUGCCUCCAAAAAUGUCCAAGAUGGUCUCAAUCAGUUUGAUGGCACCAACAGCGGUUUCUUCCACGAUGGCGCUCGUGGAGAGCAUUCCCUGUGGGACAGUCGCCUGUUCAACUACACUGAGCAUGAAGUACUACGUUUUCUGCUCUCCAAUUUGCGUUGGUGGCACGACGAGUAUAAUUUUGAUGGCUAUCGUUUCGAUGGCGUCACAUCUAUGCUCUAUCAUUCGCGAGGCAUUGGUGAAGGAUUCAGUGGCGACUACAACGAGUAUUUUGGUCUCAAUGUCGACACGGACUCUCUGAACUAUCUGGGUCUAGCCAAUUAUAUGUUGCACAAGCUGGAUCCCGAAGUCAUAACCAUUGCAGAGGAUGUCUCUGGUAUGCCAACUUUGUGUCGUCCAGUGCCAGAGGGCGGUAUUGGCUUUGACUAUCGCCUCGGUAUGGCCAUACCGGACAAAUGGAUUGAGUUGUUGAAGGAGCAGAGUGACGACCAAUGGGAUAUGGGCAAUGUGGUGCACACGCUCACCAAUCGUCGCUGGAAAGAGAACACUGUGGCCUAUGCCGAAUCGCAUGACCAGGCACUUGUCGGUGACAAGACUAUUGCCUUCUGGCUGAUGGACAAGGAGAUGUACACGCACAUGUCUACGCUCUCCGAUUCAAGCUUGAUUAUUGAUCGUGGCUUGGCGCUGCACAAGAUGAUACGGCUUAUCACACACGCAUUGGGUGGCGAAGCGUAUCUCAAUUUCAUGGGCAACGAAUUCGGACAUCCCGAGUGGCUUGAUUUUCCACGCGUUGGCAACAACGACUCGUAUCAUUAUGCUCGUCGCCAGUGGAAUCUGGUGGAUGAUCCACUGUUGAAGUACAAGUAUCUGAAUGAGUUUGAUCGUGCCAUGAAUGAAACAGAGGAGCGCUACGGCUGGCUACACUCUGGCUCCGCCUACGUCAGCUGGAAGCACGAGGGUGACAAGACCAUCGCCUUUGAGCGUGGUGGACUUGUGUUUGUCUUCAAUUUCCAUCCAACGCAAAGCUUCAGUGAUUAUCGUGUUGGCACCAACUGGGCCGGUACCUACCAGGCAGUGCUCUCGUCAGACGAUCCCUUAUUCGGUGGCCACAAUCGCAUUGAUAUGAACUGCAAGCAUCACUCCGAUCCUUGGGGGCACGCUGGUCGCUCAAAUUUCAUUCAAAUCUAUGCGCCUUCCCGCACAGCUGUGGUGUAUGCACGAGUUAGUGAUUAAAUAAUCGAUCAUCAGCAAAUUGUUUAUAAAUAAACGCGUGUACAUAUAUACAUACCUAUUAUGUAUGUUAUAUACUAUGUAAAACAAUGAGAUAUGAAUUUCUAAAUUAGAUAUAGUUUUUGUUAAUGUUACGAAAGCCAUCAAUAAAAUUAUAUACCCGUA